Messenger RNA from Onychostoma macrolepis, 3227 nucleotides. RefSeq names its product endoplasmic reticulum oxidoreductase 1 alpha (gene ero1a). The record is from RefSeq and is a predicted model, not a curated record. Gene Ontology annotation, biological process: protein folding in endoplasmic reticulum. The transcript has 16 exons. Gene Ontology annotation, cellular component: endoplasmic reticulum membrane; endoplasmic reticulum. Gene Ontology annotation, molecular function: thiol oxidase activity; protein-disulfide reductase activity; FAD binding. The coding region runs from base 53 to 1435 and encodes 460 amino acids. NCBI's taxonomy places the organism in Eukaryota, Metazoa, Chordata, Actinopteri, Cypriniformes, Cyprinidae.
CAUUCACUGAACAGACUCGUUUGUGCCGAACUCGGUUCAUUGACAAACGACAAUGAAAUCCUUCAUUCUGUUGGCGCUUUUACUCACCAGCGGCCACGUGACGGCAGCAGGAUCCGCUGCGCACAGGUGCUUCUGCCAGGUCACUGGGACUCUUGAUGAUUGUGCUUGUGAUGUUGAGACCAUCGACAGGUUCAACAACAAAGAAAUCUUUCCCAAACUACAGAAACUACUAUCGUCUGAUUAUUUCCGGUUUUAUAAGGUCAAUCUGAACAACCCCUGCCCGUUCUGGACAGACCACAGUCAGUGUGGACUCAAAUACUGUGCUGUGAAACCAUGCACACCGGGUGAAGUACCAGAGGGCCUUAAAUCCAGCAGUUAUAAGUAUUCAGAAGCAGCCAGUCAGGAUAUAGAGGAGUGUGAGAAGGCAGAGAAACUUGGAGCUGUCAAUGGUUCUCUAAGUGAUGAGACACGUCAGGCUCUUCAGGAGUGGAAGAAACACGAUGAUGAAUCGGACCGUUUCUGCAUGUUGGACGAUGAGGACUCGCCUGAAUCACAGUAUGUUGACCUCCUGCUCAACCCUGAACGUUUCACUGGCUAUAAAGGACCAGAGGCCUGGCGGAUCUGGAACAGCAUAUAUGAGGAGAACUGCUUCAAACCGUAUUCAGUUAAACGACCACUGAAUCCUUUGGUGUCUAACAGUGGAGACGAUGGGCAAGGCUUCUACCGCUGGCUAGAGGGCUUGUGUGUGGAGAAACGAGCGUUCUUUAGGCUGAUCUCAGGACUGCAUGCCAGUAUAAACAUACACCUGAGCGCCAGGUAUCUACUAGACGAAAACUGGUUCGAAAUGAAGUGGGGUCACAACGUCUCCGAGUUCCAGCUGAGGUUUGACGAGGAGCUGACAGAAGGGGAGGGGCCAAAGAGGCUACGCAACCUCUACUUCCUGUACCUCAUUGAGCUGCGUGCUCUGGCAAAAAUACGGCCUUAUUUUGAACGUCCCGCCUUCCAUUUGUACACUGGCCAACCGGCACAAGACAACAAGCACAAGAACCUGCUUCUAGAGCUCCUCCAUGUGGCCAAAUCAUUUCCACUGCAUUUUGAUGAGACUGCUCUGUUUGCUGGAAAUAAUAAGGAAGCCAUGAAACUGAAAGAAGACUUCAAACUGACCUUUAAAAACAUCUCACGCAUCAUGGACUGUGUUGAGUGUUUUAAAUGCAGGCUUUGGGGCAAAUUGCAGACCCAGGGCUUGGGAACUGCACUGAAAAUCCUGUUCUCAGAAAGGCAAAUAGAGGCAAUGCCCAACACAAGCAACACCAAUCCAUCCUUUCAGCUCAGCCGGCAGGAAAUUGUGUCUUUGUUCAAUGCUUUUGGAAGGAUCUCCACAAGUGUCAGAGAGCUGGAGAACUUUCGGUCGCUGUUGUCAAAUCUUAAGCAGUGACUGUAAAAAUCCCUCGUUCAGCUACAGUCAAGAAUCUGACAUGCAUAACACAACAGGACAGAUUUGUUUUGGGUUGUUUGAUUUAUACCAGUUGUUUCGAAAUACAGUUUAACAGCACUGCACAGUUUUAUCCCUUAAGAAUUGAGCACCUUAGUCACAAAACUGUAAUGUUAGGCAUAAAUUUUGCACUCUUAUUUGUCUCUUACAAAAAUGUAUUUCACAUGUUAAAUGUAAAAAACAAAACAAAAACAAAAAAGAAUAAGAAUAAGUGACCAAAAAAUAACGAAGCUUCUCGGGGAAUUAAAUGGAGAUACAUUAAUAUACUCCAAAUGGUUUACAAGAGGGACAUAAACCACUUGAUUUGUGCAUUUUGCAUAUAUAAAGCCAAGUUUUCAUUUCAUUAUAGGUGUAAUAUAUUUUGGAAAAUAUGAGUUAAAUUAAGCGUUGUAGUUUUUCAAUAUGUGCCUCAGCACCUAGAUUUUUUGAGCAUAUUGACUGCAUUACAAAAAAAAAGAGGAACAUUGUUUUUUUUAGUGCUGGGCAAUGAUCGAUCGCGAUUAAUCGCAUCCACAAUAAAAGUUUUCGUUUAUAUAAUGUGUGUGUACUGUUUAUUUAUUAUGCAUAUGUAAAGACACACACAUACAGUAUUCAUUUUGAAAAUAUUUACAGGUGUGUGUAUAUAUAUAUAUAUAUUAUAAUAAACAUUUUUUCCUAAAUAUAUACAUGUGUAUUCAUAUACAUAAAUAUACACAGUACACACUCAUUAUGUACACAAACAUUUUUAUUUUUGAUGUUGUUAAUCGUGUUUUUAAAUAUAUUAUUUAAUAUUUUGAAUGUACUUUUUUCAGAAAGAUAAAUAUUCUUCUUUAUUAGUAGCAUUGCAUUUUCAAAAAGGGAUUACUUAUUUUAAAUAAUGUCUUGUAUUUUUUUUUUUUCAUAAACAUUCCAGAUGGUGUUUGUAUUGAGUUGCACAUACGCUUUGCAUUUAUUUUGCGAUGAAUGUUAAAGUGUGUUGUGGAGGUUUAUAUGUCAUUUUUGUUUUGUUUUUUACAUUCCUUCAUACAUUCUUUUAUGCAUUGUUAAUUUAACAUUUCAGUGCAUUCAGUGUAUACAUUUAAUCAGUAAAUGCGUUCCUUAGGAAUCAAACACAUGACAUUGUUAGUUCCACCAUCUACCAAUUGAGCAAUUAUAUGAAUUAAUAGCAAGUAUUAAUAGGAAUCAAAACAUUGAAUGAACAGCUGACGAUCUUAGAGGUAGAAGCAAGAUUCACAGGCCCUUCUGUCCUCAUUUAAGCUGCUCCAUGAGACUCUGUGAGAUCCAACCACUACAAAUUAAAUUGUGGCCAGCAGUUCAGCCAAGAAACGAAAACACUGUUAAGACGCGUUAGACAGUUAUCAAGAGAAAUGAACACUGGUAUGUUGAAGGAAAAAACUAGAUACAGAAACACUGGAGUUGAAAAAACCCAAAACUUUUCUAUUUUUACUUCUGUUACUAUCUGCAAUAAACAUUAAUUUCCUGUAGUUUUCUUAUAGUAAAUAACACCAAAUGACAAGACUCUGGUCAAAACAAAACUUGUUUUUAAAACAGUGCAAUAAACUUUAUUUUUUUAUGGUAGUGCUUGUGUACAUCUUUAAUGAACUAUGAACAUGGGUAAACGAGUUACAUUCAUUGGCCUCGAACAAAAAACAAAGGCUUUGCUCUUUAGCGAGAUUCAAGAAUUUAUAUAAAUUUCACAGUAACAUUUUAGACCAGACUCACAUUUAUAAAUUAAGAAAAAAAAAAGAAAACAAAA